AAUUAAUUUAAAAAGUUGUCAAUAGUAAAGUUCUAAUCGAAUAAUCAUCCCUUGCAAAUUCAGUAUUCAUUAAUAAUUUUUAUGCAAGAAGUGUAUAAUUAAAAUUAACUGAUUAUCUGAAUUGUUUAAGUCUGAUCAAGCAAAUGUCAAUAUAUAGAACGUCGACUCUGUCAGAAAACUGUUAGUAUAACUUUAGAGCUUGAAUUAGUCACGACAGACAAUGAAUAGAUUUGUGUUUGAAAUAUUACCAAUAGUUUUCAUUGCCAUCGUCCUAGUUAUUUUAAUAUUUCGAUGGAAAAGACGAAGGCUCUACGAGUUAGCUAACAAAAUACCUGGUCAAAAUGGAUUACCAUUUAUUGGACAUUUACAUAGAUUAUUAAAUCCUGAUAUGAAGAAUUAUUGUAAAGUUAUUUUUGAAUUGUGUGAUAAAAAUUUUCCACUUUCAAAAGGAUGGAUUGGACCAAAAUUUACAGUUUUAACACAAGAUCCUGAUACUAUUCAUGCGAUUUACAAUUCACCUCAUUGUAUGAAUAAACCAACAAUAUUGUACAAUGCUCUUUACACAAAGCAGGGUCUUUUGAGUGUUAAUGGAGCUAUGUACGAUAAACAUAGGAAAAUUUUUAAUCGAUCGUUCAAACCAAGUAUUUUACAAAAAUUGGUGCCAGUUUUUAAUCAAAAAUCAUUGAAAUGUAUGGAAAUGUUAAAAGAACAAUUAAAUAAAAGUGAAUUCAACAUGUACAGCUAUACUGGAGCAUGCUCCUUAGAAGCAUUUGGAACAGGACAGUUGAAUUUUGAAAAGAAUUUUUAUGAAAGCGAUGUCUUAAAUGCGUUUGAAGGAAUGAAACCAUUAAUGAUGAAGAAAAUGUUUCGAAUUUGGUUAAACAUUGAACCUUUAUACAAAAUAUCAAGAUUAUAUAAAGAUCUUCAGAAGGAGUAUAAUGUGCUUGUGCAUUUUAAAAAUCAAGUUUUGAAGAAAAAUUUGGAAGAAAAUUUAGAAGAAAAGGACGAAAUUUUCGUAAAACAGUUGAUGGAUAAAAAGAAUGAACUCAGUGAUGAAGAAAUAAUAGACGAAGUUGUUAUUUUCCUAAUUGCUGGAUAUGAAACAUCUGCUCUUACGCUUUCUACAAUUCUUUUAAUGCUUGCAAUGCAUAAAGAUAUCCAAAAGAAAGUCACAGAUGAAGUUGAUCAAUUUUUUGAAGCAGAAGAUGGAAUGAUUGGUAGCGAAAAUCUUCAAAAUUUUCCCUACAUGGAAUUAGUAAUAAAAGAAACAAUGAGGUUAUUUACGGCAGGUGGAAUUAUAGCAAGAGAAACAAGUGAAGAAGUAAAUCUAAGUGGUUAUACUGUUCCAAAAGGAACUGUUCUGGCUAUUUGUGCACAUCAAAUGCAUAGAAAUCCAAGAUUUUGGGGAAGCGACGCAAAUGAGUUUAAGCCUGAAAGAUUUAAUUCUGAAAAUAUUAAGCACAUCAAUCCACAUGCAUAUGCACCUUUCUCUGGAGGACGAAGAAUUUGUAUUGGCUACCGUUAUGCCAUGAUGUUUAUCAAAAUAUUCCUCAUCCACUUCUUUAAAAACUACAAUGUCAGCACUUCGCUGAAGUUUGAGGAAUUGGAAGUAGAAAUGACACCAACAUUAAACAUUGCACAAGGUUAUAAGAUACAAAUUCAGAAGAGGUCAUAAACGAACCAGGAACAAGUAAUUCUGACUAGAAAUUACAAUCAAUGAUCAUCAAAAGAUUAAUGUGAUUAUUAACAUUCUUUCCUCAAUCACUAUUGCACUCAAUAAUUUCAUUUACUUUUUUUCUCUCCGUUAUUCAUUCUUACUUGAUUUACUAGCGGUAAAGCAAUUAAUUAAAACUUUACAUCUAAUUUCAAGAAACAGCUAUUUAUUGCUUAAAAUUACUUUAAGUAUAUAUUUAAUUAAUAAUAGGUGUUUAUUUUAAUCGCCUUUAUUACCGCUAUGAUUUAUGGAAUAAAAAAGACAAAAAAAAUAAAUUAUUUAUUAAUAUGUAUAUCAUGAUGUUGACAAAGAUAUCACUUAAAUCAUUAUUGAAUAGAUUGAGAUGUACCAAAUUAUGAUGUCAAUGAUUGAUUAUAUUAAAUUUUAUGAAAAGCUUCAUGACAUAUUGCUGAUAAUUAAUUAUUUUGAUUUUUAAAGUUUCUUAAGAAUUCUUUAGAAUUUAAGGCAUAAGAUAUUAUGCAUGAGAUCAACGAGCUUAACCCACACUACCGGAAAAAAUAGUUGAAUAAAAUAAAUUCUUUGCUCAUGUAACUUCCUUAUUGCGAGCUAUGUGAUUUUUAUUUAUGAUUACAUACUAAUGAUUA
Messenger RNA from Chironomus riparius, 2319 nucleotides. The record is from the annotation of a GenBank genome assembly. NCBI's taxonomy places the organism in Eukaryota, Metazoa, Arthropoda, Insecta, Diptera, Chironomidae.